Messenger RNA from Penicillium olsonii, 801 nucleotides. The record is from the annotation of a GenBank genome assembly. Lineage: Eukaryota; Fungi; Ascomycota; Eurotiomycetes; Eurotiales; Aspergillaceae.
AUGAGAUUUCUAUGCCUGCAUGGCUAUGCAACCAGCGUCGAUGUUCUGCAGGAGCAGAUGGCUCCCAUAAUUUCGCACCUACCCAGCGAUUGGGAAUACGAGUUUCUUGAAGCAGAAAUGGAACCGUCUGAGUUGAUGCUUCCCACGCUUGCCCAGGUCCCCAAACCCAAUUACAGUUGGUACAACUACCCAUACCCCGAAGACGUCCAGCGUGCACUCGAGCGGUUGAGGGACUUCAUUGACACCGAAGGUCCAUUUGAUGGUGUCUGGGGAUUCUCUCAAGGGGGCUCAAUGGCUGCUCUACUACUGCUACUCCAUCGCGCUGAAUAUGGAGACACCGCGUAUCCAUUCAAGAUGGCGAUUUUCACUUCGGCUUUCCUCCCACAUCGAUUUGAUUCCGGUUCCAUCAGCUGGGAGUCGAACCAAGAAGGCCACCUAAUACCAGAGUAUCAGCCGGGAAAUUAUGACGUAUCUGGGGGGAAGAGCGUCGACUGGACAAAGGAUCCUCAUACUUCAAUCGAGUAUGAUAUGAUCAAGUUGGUUCAAGAUCAAUUGAGCUUCCCUGUGCGGUUGCUGCUCAAAUAUGGGCCGCAUGAAACAAGCAAGAUCUCUGUGCCCUCGAUUCACGUUCGUGGAUUGAAGGAUCAUUAUCAUUUUGUGGAUGGCUCAGUUUCACGACUUUUUAACGACGAGACUUCGAAGGUCUUGAUCCAUCGAGGAGGUCAUCAUUUCCCUAGGUUUGCCGAGGAAAUCGUGGAUUUUGCAGAGUUGAUAAUUGAGACCGUAUGUACUUUGAGUUAG